CUUUUCUUUUUUUUCAAAUGAUCAUGCCUGGUUCCCUUUGCAUGUUUCAUCCAGACUCUCGCUCCUGUUGACAGGACGUUCAUUUCUUCUUCGACGAUAUAUCGUAUUUUUCUUUUCUUUCUACACCUUCCUUAAUCGCUAAGUUCGGACGAUGCCACUCAUUAUCAGGCAAGGGGGCGGAGGAGGUGGAGGUCCUCCAGGGUUUGGAAAAGGAUUUGGACCACCAGGGAAUGGAGGGCCUCCUGGGUUUGGACCUGGGAAGGGUGGCUCUGGAGAUUCUCAGGGGUCUGGCGGAGGGGGCAAUGGAGGAGGUGGCAAUGGAGGAGGUGGCAAUGGAGGAGGAAACAAUGGAGGAGGUAACAAUGGAGGAGGUAACAAUGGAGGAGGUGGCAAUGGAGGAGGUAACAAUGGCGGAGGUGGCAAUGGAGGAGGUAACAAUGGCGGAGGGCCUCCUCCCAACUUUGGAAAAGGCGGAGGAGACGGAGGAGAUGGAGGGAAAGGAGAUGGCGGGAACGGAGGUGGUGGUUCUCCUCCUCCAGCAAAGUCAAGCCCGCCGCCUCCGGCAAAGACUGGCAACGCGCCGUGCCCCGGGGCCGACGGGUCCGCCAUAGGCACAUUCCAAAAGUUCAACCUUCUUUGCGGCUCGACCCUAUCCGGAGAUGUCCUCGACACGCGAGACGCGACAGACCUCACGACGUGCGUCGACAUGUGUUCCUCGUUCCACCCAAGGUGCGAGGGCGCGACUUUCGACGGGAAAACGUGCAAACUGAGAGCGAACGUCAAGAAAGAUCAAGCAAGUUCACAAUCAAACACUGAUGCGGGAAUUGCCAUAUUCCCUACAGCAUCGUCCAACUGCCCAACGCUCGGCGGGUCGCAGACCAACAACAACGGCAAAUUCGACACCUUCUGUAACGUCAUCGUCAACGGCAAGGACAUAAUUCAGAACUUUGCGCCGACCUUCCAAGACUGCAUGGGUCAAUGUGCGGGAACCACCGGGUGCAACGCCGUAUCCUUCGACGCCAGCAUGGCGGGCGGGUUCAAGAAUUGCUACAUGAAGACGGGGGUGGUAGCGAGCGACAACGUCGCGAAUCCGAACAGCGAUACCGGCAUCUUACGGCAGGAAGCCUCUGACGACGGACCAGCGCCGGUGCCGGUGCCGGUGCAAACAGCCGCUCCGGCCCCCACGCUGGUACCAAUAGCCGUCCCCGACAGAGCAUCAUUCUUCACACCACCGGCGAGCGUCAAGGGUCCCGUGACCACCGAGACCAUUAUCUCAAUAAUCACCUCGGUCUCCAUCUCCUCGAACGUGGCCGUCACGCAGAUCCUCACCAUUCCCAUCACCACCGAAAUCCCCCUCCCGCCCGACAACAGCGCCACGCCCAGCGAAAUGACAUCACCCUCAGACCUGGACUCGGCGGCGGCACUAGGCGAGAGCGGCUCGCAGGCGUGGAUCGCGGCCCCGGUAGUGGGCAGCGUGGCGGCGCUGGUGGUCAUCGCCGUCAUGUUCAUCAUGCUGGGCAAGCGGAGGCGCAACGGCGGCGGCACUGGCGGCAGCGCCCGAAGCGGCAGAAGCGGCAGAAGCGGCAGCAGGGCCGGCCCCGCGCCGCCGCCGCCGUCGUCGUCGUUGUCGUUGUCGUCGCUGUCGUCGUCCAUGCGCAACUUCUUCACGUCAUGGCUGCGGCCGGCGCGGUCGGGCAAGACGGCCAACUUCUCGUCCGUCACGGGCAAAAAGUUGCCCCCGCCGUCAAAGAGCAGCAUGUGGUCCGGCAUGAUCGGGUCCUGGCGGCCGGGCGGCGCGGAGAGGCUGGACGACAUAGAGGAGAGCGCGGAUCGGACGGAGAAGGUGCGGGAAAGCAUGAACGGGCUGGGGCUGAAUAGGGUGGGUUGAGGGGAGAGCUCUAUUUUCUCUUAUGCAAUUUCUUCUGCCUAUCCGGCGACGAGGGUGUACAUGGCAUGGUAUCAACUAAGAUAUUCAAACGCCGCGCCGAGGAUAUUAGGAUGGA
Phialemonium atrogriseum is the source of this 2003-nucleotide messenger RNA. RefSeq lists its product as uncharacterized. Lineage: Eukaryota; Fungi; Ascomycota; Sordariomycetes; Cephalothecales; Cephalothecaceae. The transcript has 2 exons. The record is from RefSeq and is a predicted model, not a curated record. The coding region runs from base 152 to 1888 and encodes 578 amino acids.